CUCCCCUAUAAUCUGAAAAAUGAGAAAGCGUUGACGUUAGAAAACUAAUAAAAAACAUUCCAGGGGGGAAAAGAGCUUUCAAAAGUCUUUUUCAGGAAGCAACGAAAUUUUGCUUCUCCUCGGUUUAAUCGUGGAAGAGGAUUAAUUAAAAAUAGCUAUUGAAAGUCAUUACAUCACCAGGAAUGGCUUCUGGAAAGGACUGACCCUUCCUUUCUGAAAUCAUGCAACACCACCGAGCUGCAGGAAACAGGAGAAGGAGAAACUAUGGCUCCUUAUCUGAUGGACUGCAGGCGAAAACAGAAGCAUAUAUUCAGGCAGCUGUGUGUGGUGGUUGACAUGAUCCAGCUGCUGGCAGGUCUAGAGUCAGUGGAUCAGCUACUGAAUAAGCCAUGUCCCCAAAACCCAGGUAAUAAAGCUCGUUCUGCAUGGAAGGCUUUAAAAGCCGAAUAUCUGGAGAGAGUUCAGGAGGUGGAGGGGAUGAUCAGCACUCUCCGGGAUCGCAUGGAGGAGCUUCAGGGGAAACGGAAGACACUGGAGACUCUACUGUCUGCUCUGCAGAUAAAGAAAGAGGAGUGCAAAGAGAAGGAGAGAAUCACAGCUAAACGAAAUCAGAGAGCUGAGAAACAAAUCAGCUUUCAGUUGGAAGAUUCCAUCCAGGCAGCCCAAAACUCGAUGAAUGCAUGUGAUUUGCAGUUUUCUAAGCUCAAGGAUGAGGUUGAAAAGCAGCAGGCUCGAAUUAGUGACUGGACAAUAUUAAGAGAUGGACUGCAGACCUUAGUCAACGUGACUCACAGAAACAUGGCGUACAGGCUGCUGUCAGUCAGUUCCUCUGAGCUGUGCCUUGAGCUCUUGCCUCGUGCUGCCGAAAUAUCACUUGAACCCCUGCGUGUCUCCAUCACCAUGACAACCAGCGAUGAAUUUCAUCUUCAGGUGUUUCAGGGAACUGCUGGCCUUGUCGAGGAGGCAGUGAAUGGGCGUCUUAGGCAAGUGAGCGCCGCCCUUGUGGAGGUGCUGGAGCGGUACAUAAGUCAAGGAGAGAUGCUGUCUGAGAUUCAGGCUCUGCACUCCAGGUUUGCGAUUGAUUGGUGUCCUGCUGAAAAGCUUCUGAUCUUUCUCAAGACUGCGACCACCGUAUGUCACCUGAGGGUUGAGGAGGGAUACCCAUCACACGGCCGAGCUACUCUCCUGUCUGUGAGGAAAGAUGGCAAUCUGCUUGAUAUCACCGAUCUACAGCCCCCAGUGCAACAUCUUGUUCUGACAGAGUGGCUUGAGUUUCUCUCCUCCAGUCCGAACAUCUGACAUCACGAAAUUUACCCCAGGCCAGAUCCUCCGGGUUAGACUUCAUCAUGUAUGUCACGUCCUGAGUCAGAGUCUAUUAUAUGACACACAAUCCAUUUGCAUUGUACAGUUCUAGUUGUAUUGUUGAUACAUAAAAAUUAAUGUUUGUGUUGUGUCUGCAUUGUGAGUCAGAAAGUACUUUCAGACUUUAUCUAACCAACCCAGACUGUCAUUAUUAUUUGCAUAAAAUUGCUCUUCGCUCAUGUCAACAGAUUGGGAGAGCCAGCAGUUCAGUUUGAGACUCAUAUGUUUUCAAGUAGCAAAGAGCUCUGCAUUGUUCACGUAGUAAAUGCAGGUCACAUGACAUCUCUCAGCAG
Sinocyclocheilus rhinocerous is the source of this 1655-nucleotide messenger RNA. RefSeq lists its product as uncharacterized. Gene Ontology annotation, cellular component: kinetochore. The transcript is spliced from 10 exons. NCBI's taxonomy places the organism in Eukaryota, Metazoa, Chordata, Actinopteri, Cypriniformes, Cyprinidae. The record is from RefSeq and is a predicted model, not a curated record. Gene Ontology annotation, biological process: mitotic cell cycle checkpoint signaling. Bases 265 to 1299 code for a protein of 344 amino acids.